Sphenostylis stenocarpa is the source of this 1599-nucleotide messenger RNA. The record is from the annotation of a GenBank genome assembly. NCBI's taxonomy places the organism in Eukaryota, Viridiplantae, Streptophyta, Magnoliopsida, Fabales, Fabaceae.
AUGGAGGUUUCGGUGAUUGGAAACUCUCAAGCGAAGCUGGGAGCUUCUGAUUUGCCAUAUAGGGAAGUGGGCCUUUGUAGUUUGAAGAAUUUCAGGGUCUUGAACAAUAGAGUUAGUUUUGCUCAGAACAUACGGUGGAAGAAGGCUGGGAUAAACUUCACUUUGAGGGCUCUUCAGACUGAACCCGUUAGAGAGGAGAACAAGCGUUCUGGGCCUAGAGCAAUAUCCACAACGGUAGAUGGUGUUAGAUUAUUCGUGGGGCUGCCCCUAGAUGCAGUUUCUUAUGAUUGCAAUUCAAUAAAUCAUGCUAGAGCAAUUGCAGCUGGGCUAAAAGCUUUGAAGCUCUUAGGAGUUGAAGGUGUUGAACUCCCUAUUUGGUGGGGAAUUGUGGAGAAAGAGGCCAUGGGAGAGUAUGACUGGUCAGGCUAUCUUGCUAUUGCUGAGAUGGUCCAGAAAGUGGGUCUCAAGCUCCAUGUGUCUCUUUGCUUUCAUGGGUCUAAAAAACCAAAUAUCCCCCUACCUAAUUGGGUAUCCCAGAUUGGUGAAUCUCAACCCAAUAUUUUCUUCACAGAUAAGUCAGGACAGCAUUAUAAAGAAUGCCUGUCCCUGGCAGUUGAUAAUCUUCCUGUUCUUGAUGGAAGGACACCAGUCCAAGUGUACCAGAGUUUCUGUGAGAGCUUCAAGUCUUCAUUCUCUCCAUUCAUGGGCUCUACGAUUACGAGCAUUUCCAUGGGUUUAGGACCAGAUGGCGAGUUACGUUAUCCUUCUCACCAUAAGUUACCUAGUAAGUCUCAAGGAGCUGGGGAGUUCCAGUGUUAUGACCAAAACAUGCUUAGCUUUCUCAAGCAACAUGCUGAAGCAUCAGGCAAUCCUUUGUGGGGGCUUGGUGGUCCACAUGAUGCACCUACCUAUGACCAGUCCCCAAACUUCAAUGGCUUCUUCAGUGAUGGGGCUUCUUGGGAGUCCACAUACGGGGACUUCUUCCUAUCCUGGUAUUCCAAUCAGCUCAUAAAUCAUGGAGAUUGCCUCCUUUCAUUGGCAUCUUCUACUUUUGGUGACUCUGGAGUGACAAUAUAUGGGAAAAUCCCACUUAUGCACUCUUGGUACGGAACUCGGUCUCAUCCUUCAGAGCUAACCGCAGGGUUCUAUAACACGGCUAACAGGGAUGGCUAUGAACCAGUUGCACAGAUGUUUGCUAAGAACUCAUGCAAAAUGAUAUUACCGGGCAUGGACCUUUCUGAUGCGAAACAACCUAAGGAAAACCAUUCUAGCCCUGAGUUGCUACUUGCUCAAAUCAUGACAGCAUGCAGAAAUCAUGAGGUGAAGGUUUCAGGUCAAAAUUCUUCCGAGUCUGGUGUCCCAGGGGGGUUUGAACAAAUUAAGAAGUAUCUAUCUGGAGAUAAUGUAUUGGACUUGUUCACAUAUCAUAGAAUGGGAGCAUCUUUCUUUGCUCCAGAGCAUUUUCCUUUGUUCACUGAGUUUGUCCGGAGCCUUAAGCAACCAGAACUGCAUUCCGAUGAUCUGCCUACAGAGGAGGAGGAAGGUGCUGAAUCCGUGGUUUUGAGCCAUGAAUCAAGUGUGAGCAUGCAAGCAGCCUAA